AGUGGAGAAAGAGAUUGGAAAGGCGGGAAUAAAAACUUAAAUCAUCUAUCAAAUCAAGUUACGAACUGGCACUAGUACGGAUUAGAGUUGAUGAGUAAACCAUGAAAACCCAAACUCAGGACACCCCAAUAAAAUAUCAGGAGCACCUGAAGAGACAAAGUGACAUUCUGUCAUUCCAAACGAAAAAGCUGUCAUCAAAACAAUCUGACUUCAGUAGCAAAACUGCCACUCUUAAAGAGAACAUUAAGAAGAAAUAUGAUGACAUGAAAAGGAUUUUGGAUGAUGACCUGCAAAUUACAUUGAGCCAGCUGGACACUGAGGCAGAGGCCAUGGAGAGAACUGUUGAGGACAGGAUUGAGAAGUGUUACCAUCUAACCCUGGAAAUUGACCAACAGCUGGCUGAACUAUCUGCACAGCUGGAGAAAGAUAAACAACAGUGUCAAGAGAAGAUUUCAGAAAUGGAAGGAAGGGUAAUGAAGACUCUGAAGAAGACAGAUCCAGAGUUAAUACAGAUGGAUGAGUUUAAGAAUGAGCAGCUACUUGAUUUAACCCUUAACCUGUUGCUGUUCAUACGCUCACAGGUUCCUGUCACCAAGAAACUUUUCCAAAGCUAUGCCCAAGAAGUUGUUCUGGAUCCUGAGUCAGCUCACCCUAAGCUUAUUAUUUGCCCUGCAGGAGAAUCAGUUACUUAUACCGACACCUGGCAGGAAGUUCCUGAAAAUCCCUCUCGCUUCGACACCACCCUGAACGUGCUAAGCCGAAAGGCCUUUCAGGAUGUUCGCAACUAUUGGGAGGUGCAGGUUACUGGCAAGACAUACUGGGAGCUAGGGAUCGCAUACCCUAACAUUCCCAGGAAGGGACGAGAGGAGGACUGCUGGCUGGGCCGGGGCCCAACGUCCUGGUGCAUUGAGUAUUUUAAUGCCGAUUACACAGCCUGGCACAAUGGCGUUCCCCAUCAUCUCACCCAUUUAUCUGGGAGAAACUUUGAGCGCAUUGGCAUCUUCUCCAGCUCAGAAGGAGGCUUGGUUUGUUUUUUGGGGGCCGACACCAUGACACCCUUAUACAGCUUUUGUGCAGGAACCUUCACAGAUUCACUCUACCAAGCUGUCUGUCCUGGCCAUGACAACCAGGGGACGAACAACAAACCAUUGCUGCUUUGUGAUGCUUCAAAGUCCACUUCAAUGUUGAGAUGGACAACCAAUAAGAACUAAG
This is a messenger RNA of Xyrauchen texanus (razorback sucker), 1212 nucleotides long. RefSeq names its product probable E3 ubiquitin-protein ligase TRIML1. Gene Ontology annotation, molecular function: protein binding. Lineage: Eukaryota; Metazoa; Chordata; Actinopteri; Cypriniformes; Catostomidae. The record is from RefSeq and is a predicted model, not a curated record. The transcript is spliced from 6 exons. The coding region runs from base 102 to 1211 and encodes 369 amino acids.